AUGGGAGAUUGGAAUAUUUUAGGAAGCAUCUUAGAAGAAGUUCACAUCCACUCCACCAUCGUGGGCAAAAUUUGGCUGACCAUCCUUUUUAUCUUUCGUAUGCUGGUCCUUGGUGUUGCCGCUGAAGAUGUCUGGGAUGAUGAGCAAAGUGAGUUUGUUUGUAACACAGACCAGCCAGGAUGCAAGAACGUCUGCUACGACAAAGCUUUCCCGAUAUCCCUCAUCAGGUACUGGGUCCUGCAGAUCAUCUUUGUGUCCUCGCCCUCCUUGGUGUACAUGGGCCAUGCACUGUAUCGAUUGCGUGCUCUGGAGAAGGAAAGGCACAGGAAGAAAGCCCAGCUUAAGGUGGAGCUGGAGGAGGUAGAGGGCAUCUUUGAUGAGCACAGAAGGAUUGAGAGAGAGCUGAGAAAACUUGAGGAGCAGAAGAAAUUGAGGAAAGCCCCGCUGAGAGGUUCUUUAUUACGCACAUAUGUGUUUCAUAUCUUAACCAGAUCCAUGGUGGAAGUGGGCUUUAUAGUUGGGCAAUAUGCCCUCUAUGGUAUUGGACUCUCCCCACUUUACAAGUGUGACACGGACCCUUGUCCCAACGUUGUGGACUGUUUUGUGUCCAGACCGACUGAGAAAAACAUUUUCAUGAUCUUCAUGCUUGUCAUUGCUGGUGCUUCCCUUUUUCUAAACAUCCUCGAGAUCUUUCACCUGGGAGUAAAAAAAAUCAAGCAAAGCAUCUACGGCAUCAAGCAUGUCGAAGAUGAUGAGAGUGUCUGCAGGUCGAAAAAUAAUUCCAUGAUGCAGCAAAUAUGUGUCUCCUACAAAUCCUUUCCUCAAAAAUUUGGCCAAAUAAGCCAGACAUCCAUUGCACUAGUGCCAGACGAGCAAGUGGACUUUUUGCCUCACAACUUCCCUCAUAGCAACCAUCUGCCAACCCCAGGGGCGUUUAACAGUGAUGCCUUUUCUGGAUCUGAGCAACAAUACAAGCAACCACAUAAACUAAGCCAGCCUAAGUUCGAGACCAUUUGCCAACUAGGGGCCACAGAGCGUCGCCCCACCCUGGACAAUCGUAUUCACUCCUCCAGCAGUGACGACUCAGGUCCUAGGAGCUCUGCCCCCCCGAGAAGUGCUGGGCUUAUUCCUCGGGCAUCCCUCAGAGCCAGCAACCUGGAGAUCCCAGCCUACAUUCAGAGUGUUGCAUGCAAGCAAAGCCGUGUGAGUACCUGCAGAGACCUGAGCGAGGAGAGCGAAUCACCAGAAUACCCUACAAAUAGGAAAGCCAGCUUCAUGUCCCGAGGACUUUCUGAAAGCAGGCUGGUCAUUUCACAAGGCAGUCCAACAUCAAAAAGUGGCUCAGAAUCUGAAGUCAAGAGGCUUGGUCAGGGUGAAAGCCCUGCCAUGACCCCUUCACCUGGCACUGACAGACGUAUGUCAAUGAGCAUGAUCCUGGAACUGUCUUCAAUCAUGAAAAAGUGA
Trichomycterus rosablanca is the source of this 1464-nucleotide messenger RNA. RefSeq names its product gap junction protein alpha 10 b (gene gja10b). Gene Ontology annotation, biological process: cell-cell signaling. Gene Ontology annotation, cellular component: connexin complex. Gene Ontology annotation, molecular function: gap junction channel activity. Bases 1 to 1464 code for a protein of 487 amino acids. The transcript is spliced from 2 exons. The record is from RefSeq and is a predicted model, not a curated record. NCBI's taxonomy places the organism in Eukaryota, Metazoa, Chordata, Actinopteri, Siluriformes, Trichomycteridae.